GAGCUUGUUACUGUACAAUUUGGACGCACAUAUUAAACUAUUAUUACAAGACCUUAAGACAGUGGUAUAUAUAUAGGCCUUUUUCUAUGAACAUUGAGUAAAAUCGUGGAGUUCUCAGUUGGCAAGAUUGAAUUGAUAGAAGUAACUAUAUUUCUGUUAUUCGAAGUUAGGCUAUCAUUUACGAAUUCUAGCAAAUUUCAGCAUAUAGCUUGGAUCUUAAAGUCGGUGUCUAUUUAUUUCAAAAGUCGAUGGUACUUAAUACACACGUACCUCGAGCAAAGGUCCAACGAUUUCAACCCAUUGGCGAUUGGAAAUACAAUUGUAUUUACACGGUCCAUUUUGUUGUCUGCAUGUAAAAGGCGAUAAUAAAGAGGCAUCAUUUUGACCCGAUGGCAAACAGAACUAUGGACUUACUACACCAUGCAUGUUUGAACUGAUAUGAUUUCGCAAUUUGUUUAUAUCAGAUCUGAUACCGUGCAGAAUGGUUAGGUAUUGUGCCGUCAUCACGGGUUUUCAAAUUAACUAAGCAUAACUAAAUCUAAAUGACAGUGUAUCAGGAAUAUUUUGAUUUUAAUCACUCCAUUUCCUGUCCAGUUGAUUAUGAUAUGAAAUGACUACUGGUAUUAUGACAUUCUUUAUUCCUCCCACCCUCUGGAAUAUAAAUAAUCUUAUCUGUCUAUAGCACGACCCGAAAUGAUUUCGUUCAGGACACGAACCAGUGAAUCGUCACAAUAGGAUUCAAUCUCUCUUCUCUUCUCAACUUUAUUUUCCUUUUCUCUCCGUCAGACGACUUUCAUAUAGGAUCGUGAGAGCGAAGAAUAAAGCCUACGUCAAAGAAUUGUUUGCCAUUGUGUUUCGUGACGAUUUAGUUUACCCAUCGACCGAAUGAACCUGUUGUGGUCGAUAGACUUCCCGCUUUAGAAGGACACACUCCUCUAGCCCUCUGCCAUGCGAUCGAGGGGUGAUAGUUAUAUGUUGAAAGGAUAUACCAUCUUAAUAAUGGUAAUAUGCAGCUCCGGAAAACACUUGUUGGACCAUAUUCAUUUGGAAUACUAACGGUACUUCAUUGGAACUAGACACUAGCUUCUUGUUGAUUAAACGAAGGAGAAUGGCGUCGAAGAAUCUGAUUAUGCGAAAAAGUUUGGAGAAGGAUCGCGGCGGAUUGCCCCGAAGCGGAAGAGGUCCCGUAGAGCAGAAGUGCCCCGUAUUUCCCGUUCACUAUCUGGGUAAGAUGCCAGCCAGGGGCGAGUACGGAAGAGAAUACAUUUCUGAGCCUGUCGAGGCCCUUAUGAAGCUAAAAGACCGACAGAAGUCGCCCAAGAAAUCGGCCCUGCAGAUCUCGGAAAAGGGGUUCCAUUUCCUGGACUUGAACGGAGCAUUCGGUAAGGAGAAACACGUUUUGAUCCCAAUUCAUCAUAUCUGCUAUGGAGUAGCUGAUGAACAGCAUCCGAAAGUGUUCGCUAUCAUUACCAGGACUGACUCCAAUCCAGAGAACAGCUUAUUCGAAUGUCAUGCCUUUCACUGUGAACGAAAAAAGGAAGCCAGUGAGAUCACAUAUUGGUUGCUUCGUACAUUCCUUGAAGUGUUUGAAGACUUGCAGAAGCGAAGACGAAUGCGACAGGAGCGCAAGAUGCUCAGACAGCAGAGUGCUAUGAGUGGUCCUUCAUUUGAUCUCUCCCCUCCCACAUCACCUACGGAAUCAUUAACUGCUGCUGAAUUGACCAUGUACUCUGUUAUUCUUGAUGGCUCAAAGACGAAAGGUGCUGCAGUGCGUUUGGCAAGGAGUCAUGGUCAGAACCGACCGGUCAGUUUUCCACCAGGGCAAUCUGCCCUAGAUCCUACAGCGGUGCCUCCGCAAGCUCAUGGUGGACAUCCUUCACCAAGGGAAGUCUACAAUGGAUCUGGUCCAGGAAUGGUCUACGCACCACCUCCGGGUCCCAGGAUGAUGGCUGAAAACAAAGUGGAUGUCCAGGGAAGGCCAAUCCAGCCACCCAUCUCGCGCCAUUAUGAUCCUCGAGCAUCUAUACCUACAGCUGAAAUGGCUCAGUAUCCUCAACGGGCACCUAAACCUACAAACACACCUGGUGAUGCGCACCAGCAUCCGGAUGCCUUCAAAAAGCAAAACGGUGCUCGAUACUAUAAAAAUCCCGCUCUGCCACGAUCCCGUUCUUCCACCGGAAACACCUCUUCUACCGAUGAGAGCAACUCAACCCUCUUCAGCGAUUCCUUCAGCGGGGUAAGCCGAGACGAAUCCGACUUUAUUUUCAUUGAAAUGCUCCAGGAAGAAUUCGGUGGUCUCGAUCUCUCACCAACUGGUGGCAAACCAGGCAUCAGCGGACGGACCAAUUCUAAGAAAACAAAGAACGGACCUCCCGAUCAGAAAUUAAGAAGCGAGGACAUUGAGAAACGAGUUCGAGAUUGGUUGGAGUACGAGGAAGGGGAUGUUGCUGUAUUUAGUCCGAUGUCAUCGCCUGCGAGUCCAGUGUCGCCGACAAUGAUGAGGAGUCCCGCUGGUUAUCAUCCAGGAUAUAGCUACCAAAGUGGUGGCUUUAGGAGUGAUCCUAGGAGUAGUAGACCUGGACCUCGGACAAUUGGUAGCCAGUCCAGUGUGGCAUCUGAUAAGGAUUAUUUCUAGCAAUAUAACUUUCAAUAUUCCUAUAAACAUUUAAUAUCAUCAUAGUGACUCUUGGAAUAUUUGUGCAUUUUUAUGAUCCUUUAUUUUCAUUUCCCAACAAAUAGUUUUAUGUAUCACAAUUCAAGAAUAAGCUUCCUGUAGCAUUAUUAAAUCUAUCAAAAACACUCUCAGGUACAUACUGUGCUAACGCAGUAUAUCAUGAAAAAUUAUGUUUAAUGUUGCUUUUAUAAAGACUAAUGGCUGCGAGAUAUGUGUUUUAUUCCACAUAAAUACAGGCCGAUAUGGAUAUUUCGUAUGGACAUGAACAGCAAAAUAUUGUUAUGUAGACUAUACAUACAUCACAAUGUAUGAUGUUCAUGUUGUUUCCUGCCCAAGUAAACUGUCUUGUUAUCAAUGUCUUUUAAAUUUGUUUGUGACUGCUGAAUUUGUUCAUAUUCUCAGACAUGUACUAUGAUCAUCAUUUCUGGUUUAGAACAGACAAAUCAAACCCUUAUUAUCAUGAUUUAUUAGAAAUCACUUAAUGUGCUGUACUUAUUAUGAUGAACGUUUGUACGUUUUGAACAAGCGAAAAAGAAUCUAAAACGUUUUAUCUUACUAAACAGUUUUGUAUAAAUGACGGAAUGGAUAUUUUUUUAAAGUUGAUUCAUCCUUCAGUCGAACAAGGCUCUAUGAAAUUUCAUAGAUUAAAAAUCAAUCAAAAUCGGCGCUAAGUAGGGACCAAACCGAACUCUGAAUUUACAUUUGAAUUCAAAUCAUUUCGAAUUAAUUUACAUGUCUUUUUUAUGUAAAACUAAAACCAAAAAUUCGAUUUAUGAGUAGUGAUAAUUGACUCAGUUGCCUUUUUUAGAGUGCAUACAGCACGUAAAUUAUUUUUCAAUUUAAAUAUCCUUGCCAGGCUAACCGAAUCCUACCAUUCCAAGAAAAUCUGGAGGCCGCGAGUGGAUAUUAAUCUCACGUGUUUCAGGCGUAUAUAACUUCUUGAAGUUACAAUGAACGAUGCACAUGACUAGUGGAAAAUAGCAAACCAGAUAAAUUUCCAAUUCACCCCAAUUGGAUGUCAAUCUGUUUUUCUAUCUUAAGAGUGUACAAACAGCUUUAGAUAUGAAACUCUCAUGGUUCAAGUUCUAAACCGAUGUUGUUUGCGCAAGAACAUAUUAAUGAUCGAAUAAAAACAAUAAAAACUUGGAUUAAAAAUGAAAACCUUUGAAACGAACAUGGUGAUAUAUUAGAAAACUGGCUGGUACAUAUGUAAAUAUGGAUUAUAAUCAUAUCGAAGGAAGGUAUCAAAAUUUUUUUAGUCCAAAGGUCUCUGUUCACAGUUUGUUUAAGAAAUUGACACAUUUUACCUACUGUAUGUUAACAAAUAGACAUAUAUUAAAUGUUUUAGUCACCGUGUAUAUCUUGCUAUAUUUUAUAUAUUAUACUUGUAUAGAUAGUUAUGUAUUCAUGAACUCCAUAAUUAUUGAAAGUUUCUAUAUGGAUGCUUUAUCACCUUUAUAAUUCAAGUGCUUUCGAACUUCACAGCUUCCGUACAAAUCGCAAUAUUUCUCAAAGUCUUUCGUUUUUUACAAUAGAAAAACUAGACAAUCUUUACCAAUGUGAUGAUAUCUAUUAAUUAUAACCAACAAUCUAUGUAGAAUACAGGCUAAGAUAUAUGGUCUGGUGAAUUAUAUUGCUGUAUAAUACAUGCUUUUAGCAGAAUUGUGUUACAGUUGCAGUAACUUGAAAGUACUGCCAGUGUGACCCGGUAUUACCAAAAAAAAAAAAAACAUGCGAUGCCAAACGUCUUUCUUCUUAUUCAAGCAACUGCACAAAAACAGACAAUAAUAUCACCCCUUUCCAACGAUUAAAAAAGGAAUUCUUCCUUUAUCCAUUAAUGUUGUUAUUCAUAUUGACUGGCAUCUGUUUUUUAUUUGUAGUCCAAUGUAUGCUUAUUCUGCAGAUAGGCCUAAUUUAUAAUUUUAUGGAAUGAAAGGAAAUAGGAAAUACGUGUCUCCCUUUUUUAUUAUCAAAGAUCUAAAUUUUUGGUACAACCAACACAUAUUUUGAUGUAUCGUCUUCAUGGUCUUUGCAUUUCAUUAUGUAGUUAUUCAGAUUUCAGAACCCCGAUGGAACGUUUAUUUAUGGCUGAAUAUUUGAAGGUAAAUCUAUGAAAAUAAGACAUUUCAUUAGCUUGCCGAUAUUAAUAGACAUAUUGAAAGGGAACAUUUUUAUGAAACUAAUUUCAAAUAAGAAUUGAGAUCAUGAUCAGUGCAUUGAAAUGCGAUCCUCAUUAUUAAAGUCAAUUUGAUUUUGGACUAAGUAAACACUAUCUUGUUUUCCCAUAUUUUCUGUCGAGAAUAAUGAGUGAUAAAAUGUAGGUGCGGGGUAGUUCCAAUUCAUUUUUGUUAUUUGCUUUCCAUUUUUUACGUCAGUGUCUACAUCAGGAGUCCCGUGAUUUAUCUUUUGUUUGCACUCAUAACUCCAUGAAUAAUUUUUUUUUCUUUCGACCAUUGUGUUUGCUUUAUGUGAAGCUAUUCUCAUUGUUCAGUGAGGAGAUAUGAAUUUCUGGCUUCGUCGCUUUCCCACGCAUUUGAUGUGUGCACGCGGUCUUACGAGGAGAACACUGACUGAUUCGCAUAAGUAGUUCAUGGAAUUAUGAGUUGUCCUAACAAACAGCAAAUAUUAUUUGAACACUUAAGAUAUUUACAUACCGGAUGUUUUAAAAAGGCAAUUGGAACUCAAUUUAUGGAUGCCUAUGAUAAUUUAUUGAGUAUUCUCAAGCCUAUACCGCAAAGUGAUGCGUGAAUAGCUAUCCAGAUUGUAGAUUUCAUGGGUAUCCGCAAUUGAUUUCCGUUCAGAUAAUAAUUAUCUUGUAUUGAAUCUUGUAGCAAGUGUCUAAUGUUCGAAAUAUAUUUCGAAGUACGUUUAGAGUACGAUUGCUUUAUUCAUUUACAAUCAUUUUUUUGGUAAUAGAUGAAUUUCUCUAUACUAUUUUCUCUCUUUUGUUUGAAUGGUCCACAUAUAGUAAAAUCGCUUUAUACAACCUGGCUUUCUAUAAUUAUGAACUGAUCAGAUAUUGUUUUGAUUUUUUAACAAAAUGUCCAAAUUUAAACAGCAAUGUUCAAUUUGUAAGAUUAAAUUGCAUUGUACUGCAUAAAGGUUAAAUAUUGUUUUAAGUUUUCAAAUCAUUUAUUUAAUCUCUCUUUAAGCACUCACAGAACCGUAAUGAGACCAGGGGCCUGUACACAAAGUUUAGCAAUCAUCGUAGAAUAAUAUAUUUACGAUUGAUGUGCAUUGACUUCAAUGUACAAUCAAUUAUACAAACCAAGCGUACGACCAAUCGCUACCCUUUGUGUUACGGGACCCAGGGGUAUGUUGAUGAAAGAGUUGCAAUAAAAAAUGUAACCCCAAAAAUCAAAAUCAACUUGAUUUCAUCAAAUUAUAAGCGCACAUCUUGGACUAGCGAUUAAUUUUCUGAGUUACCAUUCAAACACAGUUCUUUCUUAAGCAGGCCUUUAUCUUGUUUAAUUUGUUUUCGCCGUCUUCGUAUAUUGUAUCGAUUGUUCCAAUCAGUGUCUUCCAAUACACGGCGUCCUCUGUGUCAGAUUAUUGAUCAUCAUUAUAUUUGUGAUUUCUGAGAAACUUUUGAGCAUGCUGAUAUACAUGUACAUAAUGAUACUAUAUGCUAGUAUAUGUCAUGUUCUUUGAUAAUGCAUUUAAAACAAACUGUAAUGCAAAAUAAAAUGCACCUUAUACGGUGCAUCAUACGAAAUGUUAA
Messenger RNA from Lytechinus pictus (painted urchin), 6395 nucleotides. RefSeq lists its product as uncharacterized. NCBI's taxonomy places the organism in Eukaryota, Metazoa, Echinodermata, Echinoidea, Temnopleuroida, Toxopneustidae. Gene Ontology annotation, biological process: regulation of cell population proliferation; negative regulation of insulin receptor signaling pathway; regulation of mitochondrial membrane potential. Bases 1109 to 2635 code for a protein of 508 amino acids. The transcript has a single exon. The record is from RefSeq and is a predicted model, not a curated record.